AUGGAAUAUGUUAGCUACAUUGUAGAUGGUUUAACAUCACAGCCAGAGCUCCAGCUGCUGCUCGUCCUCCUAUUCUUGGGAAUCUAUGUGGCGACAGUGGUGGAGAACUUGGGCUUGAUUCACUUGACUGCAGUAAGCCCAUUGCUGUACACCCCUAUGUACUACUUCCUCAGCAGCUUAUCCUUCAUUGAUCUUUGCUAUUCCUCUGUCAUUACCCCCAAAAUGUUGGUGAACUUCCUAGUGAAGAAAAAUACGAUCUUUUAUUCUGAGUGCAAGGCACAGCUCUUUUUCUUCCUGGUCUUCAUGGUGGCCAGUGGUGACCUUCUCAUUGUGAUGGCAUACGAUCACUAUGUUGCCAUCUGUAGCCCACUGCUCUACCACCUGAUCAUGUCCUUUAGAGUCUGCUCAGUGCUUAUCUUGGUUUCCUUCACCCUGGGCUUUCUCUCUGCCUUAGCCCAUACAAGUGCCAUGAUGAAACUGUCCUUCUGCAAGUCCCAAGUCAUCAGCCAUUACUUCUGCGAUGUCCAUCCUCUCCUAAACCUGUCUUGGCCCAAUACACACGUCAGUGAGCUUCUGCUUUUUGUCAUUGUGGGAUUGAACACAUUGGUGCCCACCUUAGCUUUCUUCAUCUACUAUGCCUUCAUCUUCCACAGUAUCUUUCUCAUCCAAUCCUCAGAGAGUCAAUCCAAAGCUUUUGGUACUUGCAGCUCUCAUCUCAUAGCAGUGGGGAUCUUCUUUGCAUCUAUCACGUUCAUGUAUUUCAAGCCCCCUUCCAGUAACUCCCUGGAACAGAAUAAGGUGUCCUUGGUGUUUUAUUCCACAGUGAUCCCCAUGCUGAACCCUUUAAUAUACAGUCUCAGGAAGAGGGAUGUGAAGAAAGCAUUUUGGAAAUUUUUGGUGAAGAAAUGA
Cervus elaphus (red deer) is the source of this 909-nucleotide messenger RNA. RefSeq names its product olfactory receptor 8D1-like. Bases 1 to 909 code for a protein of 302 amino acids. Lineage: Eukaryota; Metazoa; Chordata; Mammalia; Artiodactyla; Cervidae. Gene Ontology annotation, biological process: G protein-coupled receptor signaling pathway; sensory perception of smell. Gene Ontology annotation, molecular function: G protein-coupled receptor activity; olfactory receptor activity; odorant binding. The record is from RefSeq and is a predicted model, not a curated record. Gene Ontology annotation, cellular component: membrane. The transcript has 2 exons.